Molecule: messenger RNA, 615 nt
Organism: Lichtheimia ornata
Lineage: Eukaryota; Fungi; Mucoromycota; Mucoromycetes; Mucorales; Lichtheimiaceae
Exons: 4
Coding region: 1-615 (204 amino acids)
Source: RefSeq, a predicted model, not a curated record
AUGUGUGAUCACAAUCGGUCUGCCAUAAAGACGGUCUUCACUGGCUCGUUAAUUGCUGGUGGCACUGUUGGCGCCACUGCUGCCGUUCUGACCAACGCACCCGUAAAGCAAUAUGCCCUAAGCACUUCGCUCAACUGUGGCAUGUUUAGUGCUACCUUUCUAAUUAUCCGCAAAACCUUUGUCGACUACAACCACAGCAAAUAUGGGGAGCAUUUGCCAUCCCUUUCCAAAGCAUCACAGAGGAGCGAUUUAAUAAAUAGUACCUUGGCUGGUGCGACUACAGGUGGCCUCUUAUCAGCGGUUUAUCGCGGCCCAAAGGGUGUUAUUCCAGGAGCUAUCAUUUUUGGAACUAUUUGUGGAGUGUUUCAAAGCAUGUAUUCAGCUGGUAACCAAUGGCGUCAAAAUGCGAUCAUCAAGGCCAACAGUGACCGGUUGAAUCCUUCACCAUCCACGUCAAAAAAUGUAUUUGAAGAAUUCUCUCUACCAAGCUGGGUGCCGAUACGGACAAUAUCUGACGAAGAGUACAGUGAGUUAUUAGAUACCAGAUUAAAGACUUUAGACGAUGAAAUGCGUGAUAUUGAGCACAAGCUAAAACAAAAAAAGCAAGACAACUGA